This is a messenger RNA of Trichoplusia ni (cabbage looper), 1928 nucleotides long. RefSeq names its product zinc finger protein SNAI2-like. Gene Ontology annotation, molecular function: DNA-binding transcription factor activity, RNA polymerase II-specific; RNA polymerase II cis-regulatory region sequence-specific DNA binding. The record is from RefSeq and is a predicted model, not a curated record. The transcript is spliced from 2 exons. NCBI's taxonomy places the organism in Eukaryota, Metazoa, Arthropoda, Insecta, Lepidoptera, Noctuidae. The coding region runs from base 294 to 1424 and encodes 376 amino acids. Gene Ontology annotation, biological process: regulation of DNA-templated transcription.
GCGCCCUCCGCCGAUUGGGUAUGGCGCACGUGCGAGGCCUACCCGCCGCCACCUGGCCGCGCCGCUGACGGGGAGCGCUUUAUAAGCGCGAGGCCUUCCCUCACCGCACCACUCGAGCUCAGGACGCCGACGAGUGCACGUACACCUCUGUCGCGCCCCGAACACUACGCCGUCUACGCGACUACGACGACAACUUGUGAUGUUUGGACUGUUACGAUUAUAGUGAUUUUGUGAAACGUUUUAUAAACAUAUUUUUGAAGAACUCUAUUAAGUGUUAGUGAAUAUUGUGCAAGAUGCUCGUGGAGGACUCACAGACCACUCGGGCUUUGAUGACGAAGAAGUACGCACAUUGUCCGCUGAAGAAGCGGCCAGUGCUGGUGCGGGAGGAGCGGCCGGCGACACCGCCCACUACGCCGCCUCACCCCGCCCACCUGGCCACGCGACUUUACUACGAUUAUCACUGUGACACGGAAAAUGAUGAACCAGAAAAUCUUAGUACUAAACCCGAAGACCUAUCAAAAACUGGCAACUACCCAAGCAAGGCUUCAUCACCCGUUUCAACUGCAGCAGUUAAGAUGGAACCUCGCGAAUGGCCUCAACAGCAAUUGGAGUAUUUGGCCGCAUGUCGUACACGACUGGAGCCCGCUCCCGCAGAGCUCGCGCGCCCCACACCACAGUACGCCUACUUGCCGACGUUGUACGCUCCUUACCCGCUGGAGGAGCUGUACCCGGCAGCGCCUUCAUUGUCACCACCUGCGCACCCGCAACUCUAUGCGCACUACUCGCCUGCUUCACCACCGUCCUCCGUCUCGCCGCCACCUUGCCCUGAAGACUUACGCUCACCUGGAUCAGUCUCCUCUGAUUCAGGAAUAUCUGUAUCGGCUCCGCGACGACCUCGUUACCAGUGCCCCGAUUGCGCAAAGUCCUACUCAACAUAUUCUGGUCUCUCAAAACACCAACAAUACCACUGUGCCGCGGCUGAAGGAAGCCUGGCACGGAAAUCUUUCAGCUGCAAGUACUGCGCUAAGGUUUACACUUCGCUGGGAGCACUCAAGAUGCACAUUCGUACUCACACAUUGCCGUGCAAGUGCCAUCUCUGCGGCAAGGCGUUCUCGCGGCCAUGGCUGCUGCAGGGACACAUCCGCACUCACACCGGAGAGAAACCAUUCUCCUGCCAUCAUUGUCGCCGCGCUUUCGCAGACCGGUCGAAUUUGCGCGCUCAUCUUCAAACCCAUUCAGACGUAAAGAAGUACUCGUGCUCAGGGUGCGGGAAGACGUUCUCGCGCAUGUCCCUGCUGAGCAAGCACCUGGAGGGCGGGUGCGGCGUGCCCGGCGCGGCGCCCUACGAGUACCGGCCCGAGGCGCUGCCCGCGCCGCACUCGCACCAGCCGCUGCCGCCGCCCGCUCCUGUGCACGCCUAUUGAAAAGACUGAGCCCCGCAGGAUUCUCGAUCUCGUAUUUAGUACAUUCUCUAAAUGUAAGCGACGACGCAUCUAGCUUAAAGACGCUCUAGUUAUAGUAUUUAAAAUUAAAUUAUUUUUGUAAAUCUUUAAAUCUCAUUGUGUGUAAAUUUAUAUUUCUACGUUUCAAGUAUAGGGGACCAAUGUAAAUUUAGACUUUCUAAAAUGAGUUAGACUUAAGUUACUGUAAGGUAAUAUUUAGUCACGUCGAUCGUGGCUUCGCUAGUCAUAUGGCAUUUGCCGAGUGUCAUACACUUUUUAAAAAUAUAUUCGUAUCCUAAGCCAUGUACAAAGUGCCUUAAGUAUAAAUGAUUAAUAUAUUCUGAAGAAAGUAUAACAUUAUGCUGUUAUUUUAAUGUAUUGUAUUAAAAUAAUACUUAUCAAUGAGGCUAUAGUUAAGCCGUUUGUCGAAUUGCGUUCCUUUCUGUUACCUCCAUACACAGAAAAUUAAACAUGUCAUAAACUGAA